Molecule: messenger RNA, 1404 nt
Organism: Plasmodium coatneyi
Lineage: Eukaryota; Apicomplexa; Aconoidasida; Haemosporida; Plasmodiidae
Product: Organelle processing peptidase
Exons: 1
Coding region: 1-1404 (467 amino acids)
Biological process (GO): proteolysis
Cellular component (GO): mitochondrion
Molecular function (GO): metal ion binding; metalloendopeptidase activity
Source: RefSeq, a predicted model, not a curated record
AUGCUGGGGCGAACACUCCGGAGGUACAGCUCGCUGAAGAGCCUCCCGAAGGAAAUCCUGAACCAACCAAUCACACGCGUGACCGAGUUGCCCAACAAGCUGAAAAUAGCCACCGUGAAGAGCACGUGUGAAGUUCCUACCAUAGGCAUCUGGAUCAGUAGUGGCAGUAAGUAUGAGAACAAACACAACAAUGGGGUAGCUCACUUUCUGGAACACAUGAUAUUUAAAGGGACAAACAAAAGAAACCGAAUCCAACUAGAGAAGGAAAUUGAAAACAUGGGAGCACAUCUAAAUGCAUAUACAGCUAGAGAACAGACCAGUUACUACUGUCGGUGCUUUAAGGACGACAUAAAGUGGUGCAUAGAGCUGUUAAGUGACAUCCUAUCGAACAGUAUUUUCGAUGAGAACCUUAUUAACAUGGAAAAGCAUGUCAUCCUUAGAGAGAUGGAAGAAGUGGAAAAGUCCAAGGAUGAAGUCAUUUUCGACAAGCUACACAUGACCGCCUUUCGGGAUCACCCCCUAGGGUACACAAUUCUCGGACCAGUAGAAAAUAUAAAAAAUAUGAAUCGACAGAGCAUCAUAAAUUACAUCAAUACGAACUACACGUCUGACAGGAUGGUUCUCUGUGCAGUGGGUGACGUGGAGCAUGAACAGGUUGUAAAAUUGGCUGAGCAGCAUUUCAGCCAUUUAAAGCCUCAAUCUACUAACGUAGGUUCUACAUCUAAUAUAGAUAAUGUAAAACCGUACUUUUGUGGGUCCGAAAUUAUCAUGAGAGAUGACGAUUCAGGACCUAGUGCACAUGUAGCUGUAGCCUUCGAAGGAGUGGACUGGAAGUCUCCCGAUUCCAUCACCUUCAUGUUAAUGCAGUGCAUCAUUGGUACUUACAAAAAAAGUGAAGAAGGUAUCCUCCCGGGAAAACUUUCGGCCAACAGAACCGUCAACAAUAUUUGCAACAAAAUGACCAUCGGUUGUGCAGACUAUUUUUCUGCAUUCAACACCUGCUACAACAAUACGGGAUUGUUUGGGUUCUAUGUACAAUGUGAUGAGCUAGCUGUAGAACAUGCUUUGGGAGAACUCAUGUUUGGAGUUACUUCCCUCAGUUAUAGCAUAACAGAUGAAGAAGUCGAACUAGCCAAAAUACAACUAAAGACGCAACUCAUUAAUAUGUUCGAAUCGUCAUCCACCCUGGCAGAAGAAGUGUCCAGGCAGAUUCUCGUAUACGGAAGAAACAUCCCCCUAGCAGAGUUCCUACUCAGGUUAGACAAAAUCGACACGGAAGAAGUGAAACGCGUUGCUUGGAAACAUCUGCAUGACAGGGAGAUAGCCGUUGCCGCCAUGGGCGCACUGCACGGCAUGCCCCAAUACUACGACCUCAGGCAGAAGACCUUCUGGCUGAGGUACUAG